AUGCUCUUAGAGCGCCUAUAUUAUAAGGAGGAUAUACGACCGCCGGAGGAGAGGUUGUACAAGAUCCUAGGCGAAUUUAGAGACUAUCUAGAAGGCGCGGCUAUCGACGAUUUCUACGAAGCUCGGGAGCUUGCGGAUUAUCGACGUAGCCUAGGGCAAAGACUAGUAGGACAAGUUGCGGCCUAA
Molecule: messenger RNA, 186 nt
Organism: Sphaerulina musiva SO2202
Lineage: Eukaryota; Fungi; Ascomycota; Dothideomycetes; Mycosphaerellales; Mycosphaerellaceae
Exons: 2
Coding region: 1-186 (61 amino acids)
Source: RefSeq, a predicted model, not a curated record